Messenger RNA from Rubroshorea leprosula, 1325 nucleotides. The record is from the annotation of a GenBank genome assembly. Lineage: Eukaryota; Viridiplantae; Streptophyta; Magnoliopsida; Malvales; Dipterocarpaceae.
GAUCCUCUGCGUUUCUACUCAUCCUUCCAAGUUUUCUGAACUUUUCCCGUCUUUGUUUCUACUCAUCCUUCCAAGGUUUCUGAACUUUUCCCGUCUUUGUUUCCUCCCUUUGUUCCUAAGAAUUUUCUAGGCUUGUUGCUGUUUGGUUUCCUAGAAAAUUUUGGCAAGCCAGUGAUUUUCUUUUUCUUUUUCCUCCUUCCUAUGCACCUGGAAAGAUGAAAACUUUCUAUGGGAUUAUGGGCUGCUAUAAUUGAUGUCUUCAAAUUUUGUUUUCUUUGUACAUAAGCUGAAACUUAUUUUCUUCCCUAGAAAUUUUAGGCUAUUUUCUUUCGGGGUUUUCCUUCCCUUUCUGAGCUUUUAAAACAUUCCUCUGGACUGCCAUUAUUAAUCUCUUCAAAAUUUGUAAUUUUUCUUUGCAAAGGUUUAAACUCACUGCGUAGCUUCUCAAUAUAUAUUUGUGGACUUAGCUCAAUUUUGAAGAUGGUGAGAGGGAAAAUUGUAUUGAAAAGGAUUGAGAAUGCAGCAAACAGACUAGUGACCUUCACCAAGCGUCGUAACGGGCUGCUUAAGAAGGCUUUUGAGCUAUCUGUUCUCUGUGAUGUUGAUGUUGCAGUUAUAAUCUUCUCACAAAAAGGAAGACUUUAUGAGUUCUCAAGCUCUGAUAUGCAGAAGACCAUUGAACGAUACUAUAUGUAUUCAAAAGAAAUUCCAACUUUCAAGCCUGAAAUGGAACAACACAUGCAGCACUUGAGGAUUGCAACAGCAAACAUGUUUAAGAAGAUCGAGUUCCUGGAAGUUUCUAAAAGGAAGCUUUUGGGUCAAGGAUUGGGCUCUUGUUCUGUCGAGGAACUUCAAGAGAUUGGUUGCCAGCUUGAACAAAGCUUGAAAAACAUCAGGGCAAGAAAGGCCCAGUUAUAUCAGGAGGAGAUACAUCGUCUAAAAGCGAAGGAGAAAAUGUUACUAGAAGAAAAUGUGAAGUUAUGGGAAAAGUGUAUUGGUGGGAAGUCAAGGCAGCAACAACAAACUCAACAAAGGAAAGCAAGAAAUGAUUGCACCCAAAAUAUCUAGUGCUUGAAGGUUGUGACGGAAUUAUUUAUCGGAUUGCCACAAAACCAUUAAUAUCAACUGUUUGAAUUAUAUUACAGCUAAAAUAAUUGUGUGAUCUUAAAAUAAUGCUUGUGUGAUCCCAAAUAAUGCUAUAUGAUUAGUGUAUUUGGUGGAUUAGUCCACUGGUUUUCUCUUUAGCAUUUUCUUAAAUUGUAUAUAAUCUAAAUGUAAUUAUAUAGUGUGAAAAUACCAUAGAAGAAUAUAGUGAGGAUGUUGCU